Molecule: messenger RNA, 15344 nt
Organism: Homo sapiens (human)
Lineage: Eukaryota; Metazoa; Chordata; Mammalia; Primates; Hominidae
Gene: TENT4A
Product: terminal nucleotidyltransferase 4A
Exons: 13
Coding region: 11644-13245 (533 amino acids)
Biological process (GO): RNA catabolic process
Cellular component (GO): nucleoplasm; cytoplasm
Molecular function (GO): adenylyltransferase activity; poly(A) RNA polymerase activity
Source: RefSeq, a predicted model, not a curated record
AGUAGAAAUACUUUUAUUAAAAGUCUUAUCUUUACAUAAAUUUGCCAAAUUAUUAAUUUUGCUUGAAAGGGAAAGGUGUCCAACUUCAGUUGGAAAUACUAGUUUCUAAGAGAUACUGCUGAGACUAAGAGCAUAAAACAUGAUGAAAACCUUAAGUGGCUAAGUGCAGCAACGUCAGAGUAAAAGCUUUGAUGAAGUCUUGGUUUGCUUGGGCUGUGUAGGUUGGAGGCUCAGCCUUUGUUUCUCCCUCCUCUGGUGCCCAGUGGUGGUGUUUGUGUCCGUGAAUUUUCAACCUCUGUAGUUUGUUUGUAGUUAUGACCACUGUUGCACCGAACCCUUACCGAGGGCCAGGCCCUGUGCUAAGCACUUGCCAGUGUGGAUUUAUUAAGUCUUCAUGACAGCACCAUGUAGGGGGAGCUGCGUCCCUGUGUUGUACUUGGGACGCGAUCUGACCUCAGGCACUUCAGGCUCCUGAAGGGUCUGCAGUCUCGUCUCUGCCUGGGAAACCACGAUUUGCAGCAUAUUCCACAGACCUCAUGCUCAUCAUCAGGAGGCUUCCCGGGACUGCUGCCUGAGAUUUCUAAGUUCCUAAUGUGGUUCAUGCUUCUGGUGAGUUUCUUUGAGGCGACGCCCCCUGCGUUGCCUCUGGUCAGCUCAGUCCUGUGGUCCUGCAGGGCAUCCUACAGUGUCCUCUGUCUGUGACUUGUGCCGUGCCACCUUGACCUGGCAUCCACUGUCCUCUACCGCGUUUGCAGAUAGGAGCCACUGUUGGUGCCUUUUUGUCGUGUGUGUUGAAUGGUCAGGGUCCCAAAUAGCUGAUUGGGAGCACUCUCCUUGAAUCUGCCAUGUGCCUGGGUCUCAGGUGACUGGGCCCCUCCUUGCUUCAGAACCCACGUGCGUUGCCUGUCCUCUCUGGCUUGGAGGGUUGUGUGGAAUCAGAGGUGAGACCCAGUCCCCAGGGAUGGGCAGUUGCCUUUGAUUGCCCAGCUGUCCUCAGCGCCCUCCCUCCUGCGCCCAACUGCUGUCUCAGUUGCUUGCUUGAGGAUCCGGAUAUAGACUGAGGUCGGCCUUAGCGUGGCGGGGGGUUUUCUCUUGAGUCUUGGAUACUUUGUUACCGGUCCCAUCUUCCUGUGGGUGGGAGUGUCUGUCUUGCUUGGCCCAGCCUCCCAGAGACCUUAGCUCUCUUAGUACAUGGGCUCUGCCUACCUUGAUCCCCAGCUCACCACCCUAGUGCAGUUGCUUCUUCGCUCUUGUUCCACUCCUUGUCGCCAUCCACCCUGUGCUUUCUCGAUGUGUCCUUACUCGGUGUUUCUGUGGAGCAGGGCAUCCUGGGCUUCCUUUCUGAUCCCUGGCUCCUGUGAUCUUCCGUGCUGGGCUCCCUCUUCCCUUCCCUUUUCCACUGUGUUGCCCUCACACAGCUGGCAUGCCAUGGAUGUCGCUCACCCAAGCCCUUCCUAAUGUUGCUCACCAAAACCCCUCCCACCUUGCCCCUGGGACCUUCUCCCCUUCCAGGCUGCAUGCAGGCCGAGGGCCUGGCGUCUCAGCAGGAGGCAGUGGGGCCUUUGCUGGCACCUGGGCUCUGCAUCCUGACCUUCUGAGGGCUUGGUCCUUUAGGUCCAUCUUGAAUCUCCUCCAGGCUUCGGACUCUCUGCUCUGUAGCUGGCCCAUGGAGACGGGUACACUCAGGCCUGGUCUUAGACUCCGCUGCUUGGGCUGUGCUGGUGCCUUUGGUGCCCUCUUAGUCCAUCCCACCUGGGGGCCCUGUCCUGCUGUCCAUUGUGCCAGAGUGCUGUCCCCUUGUCUUUCCGUAACUGGCUGCUCGUUACCUUUCCCAUCUCAGCCUCAGUACCAGCCACUUGGUAUCAGGGAGGCUCUCCCUGACCAACCUAAAGUUCACAGCCGUGGUUGCCAGUUUAAAUUUCUGCAUAGCAACUUUUUGGUUUAUUUUGGCUACUUAUCUUCCCCAUCAUGCCCCCUGUCCCUCCCAUAUAAACUCAGUGAGAGUAGGGGCCACAUCUCAUCAUCCUGCCCACAGCUCUGCUGUCUGUAUCAGCCAGGGUAUGCUGUGCAGAGGCUCACGGUAAAUAGCUGCAGACCACGAAUCCCAUCUGCUUGCUGUGCUUUAAUAUUGGCUUACAUCUUUGGAUCCAGUGAGUUCUUUUCUCUGUCUCCCUCUCUCUCACUCGCUCAUACUUACUUUGUGUAAUUGGUGAUUUCCAGCCUUUUGUAUAGUCCUUUCUCGAAUAGUUGUUUUCUGUCAUCUUGGCGGGGGCCUCAAGGGGUUGACUGUACGGAGGGCAGGGGCUGCAGAGCUGCAGCUGCUGCCUGGGGUCUCACGGCGCCCGUGAGGUGUAGGCAGGUGCUUUGCCUCUGAGCUGUCUGUAGAAUGGGGUGACGGCGGUUUCAUCAGACUCAGUGAAGCAUGUCAUACAGUGAGUGUCUGGUCACAGCAGGAAGAUGGUGAAUGUCAGCUAAUGAGUAUUCAUCACCAAUGAAUAGUAACAGUUUUUUUUACUAAGGCUAUGUAAUGUAGCCUCAGAAUUCCACUCAGCACAGCCCCCUGGCAGCGGUGCCUCUGAGAGCUGGCAUGAUGGAGAGAGCCUGGUUGGCCUUACUGGUGUGGUUGGGGCACUUGGGAGAACGCCUUCCUCACAAAGCUCAUCUGGAGGGUUUUCGGACUUGUAGGAUAGCUUUUUCAGGGGCCUUGCCUUUGGCAGGGCAGGGACGUGUACUGCUGCAGUCUAGGGUAUGGGAUAACUUUCUAAACCAGACCCAGAACUUCAUGGCCGCAGGGGCCUUUUAGCCAUGCGGGGCUAGGAGCUGACACAGCGUCAGCAGCAUGAGGGCCUGUGGUGCUGGGCGGCAGAGCCCAGAGGGAGCCCCUGCUGGUGUGACUUUAGUGUAAAGGCUGGGGGAUACCAGAUUCUUACAGAAGACUUAAGACGGGCACAGUGAUGUCUGCUCUUUGACCCUUGCAGUAUGAAUUAGUAAAACUGAAAUUAUUACAUUUCCUUUAUUAGGAUUAUAAAAGCAAUGAUGACUUAUUGAAGAAAAUUUGGAAAAUACAGAAACUACCUAUAAUUUUUCCAUUGUUAACAUUUGAGCAUAUUUCUUGUCACUUUUAAUGGUGCUUUAAAUAUGUAGCAAAUGUAUCAUUUCGUAUUUUAAAAAAAUGCUAGGUAAGCAUUUCCUCCUGUCCUUAAAAAGCUCUUUUAAACAACUUUAAAAUAUUGUAUAGAUAGAUGUACACAAUUUUCUGAAUAAUUGGAGUUAUAUUUACAUCUUUUCACUCUUUAGGAAAGGACUGGCCUGUUUCUGUGUUGGGUUCCUUCCUGAGUGUGGCUUCCAGCUCAGUGGCUCAGACUUCAAGAUGAAGACUUCAGUCCUGGUUGUGUAUGGUCUUGGGCCAGUUACCAUAUGUCUAAUGAAUACUUAGUUUUGUCAUCUACAAAAUGAAAAUAGUAAUAUUUGCCUCAAAGACUAUUAUUUGGGAGGAUCUAGUGCAAAUGUUAGUAAUGUGGAUAUUGUGUAGUGUCCCAGGAUAUUAAUGUUUUUAGCCUCUUGGCUUUUAUUCUGUAUUGUUGCCCCAAAAGAUGAUGCUCACUUAUCUUUCAUCCAGUGUAAGGAUAUCUGGAAAGACAACAGAAAGUAUAGCUGUUUUCAUUUCAAAAGUGAUCAGCUGCUUGAGCUAGCAAGCAAGGCUUGCACUAGCUUCCAGGCGCAGUCACGCAGUUUCACAGCAGGCGCGGUUCCCUCGGAGCACCCAGAGCUGCCCUGCGGUAGUCAGCAGUUGUGCUGUGGCUGCACUGCCAGGCUGGGUGGCAGGUGGAUCGGAGCCAGCAGAUGUGGCUCAGGAAGUGCCUUCUUGGCCUCUCCUUAAUCUCUUUCAGAGUCUGUGGGCCCUUGAUUGCACUGUGGGUUGUUUCAGACUCCAGUAUUAGGAGACUGAACCCCUUGGUGGUUUUUUUGUGUGUGUGUGCUGAGCUGGGUUGAGGACAUGUUAAGCAGGUGGGGUGCCUCCCCUGGGUUUGCUCCGGGUGGUACCUGUGGUGUGGGGUGGUUCUGAGUAGUUCUGGCCCCACUGCUGGAGUAUCUGCCCACUCAGUUUGUGAGAUGGCAGGGCUUCAUCCUGGUCUGGUGCCUCAUUUUCUUCUUUAGCAGUGGGCUUAGAACCAAUGCAGAUUCCCAAGUUAAGUAUUUUUUCUGUAGCUUAAUUAUUACAGGCUUCUGGUACCUAAGCCCUUUCUUACUUUCUGUUCUGAGGGGAAGAGAAGAUAAUGUUGUUUCUCCGCCCCCCCCCGGAGUGGCCCCAGGACCUUGCAUGGCAUUUGCAGCAUUUGCAGCGUGCUUGGGUUUGCUUUACUAGGGUGAAAGUGUUGCACCCCCCAGCACCCACAAAGGCACCUCUGCUCACACUCCGGUGAGGUUCUGACUGGCCCUGGGACAUCACCUGCUCCAGGAUCCUAUGUGGCUCAUCCCAGGAGAGAUGUGGGAGGGAAGGGGAAAAAAGGCUUACAUUUGCUGAGUGGAAUUCAUGUAGAUCUGAGUUCCGCAUUGAUUCCUAAGCUGCAGAGCCCUUAUGCCUUGGCUGUUUUGUGAAUGUUAGUCGGUCUUAACCUUUUUCACCGAGUUAGCAUUGGCUGUCUCAGGAGGCUCACAGCUCCUGCUCCUCCUCCAGGGGAGUGCGCCCUCCUCCUCUGUCGGUAGCUGUCAGGUGCCCCUUUCCUCUGCAGCAGACUGUCCUGGGUCCUUGCCUGGCCUUCCCCUUACACGUGAGCCUGCAGCUUCAUUCACAGCCCCUGUGUAGAAAGAUAGGCACAUCGAUAGGUCCCUCCCUGCCCAGAGUGGGCGGAACUGAGGCAGGCACUAAAAGCAGCUGACUGGCAGCCCUAGAAACAUGAAGGGUUUCAUUUAUAGUUUCAGUCCUUUUCCUUCUUUCGAGCCUUAAUUUAAAAAAAAAAAAAAAAAAAGCCUUGAAGUCCUGCUUCUGAGUUUUCUAAUUUGUGCAGGUAUUAGUUGCCUUGUAACAUAAUCAAAAAUAAAUAAAAAUGAUUUAUAAUUAGCUUAUUAACUGUAUCAGUAAAUGGAUACUUUAAAGAGGAUCAUUGAUCCCUCAAAAUAGAAGCAAUGCAGUCAUUCCCUCAUUAUGCUUUACUUGUGAUUUGCUUACAACCCACUCUUCCUAGUUAAAGUUAAAUAUUAAUCCAGACCCUAUCAGUGCGAUGUAGUAGUGUCUGAAUCAGUUGUUGUUUUGGUGUAAUCGUAUCAAAGCAUGUUAUAAAAUCUACAAAAUUGCAGGGUUAACUCCAAAUAUUUUCACUAAGGUAUUGUUUUUUUGGGCAAAAAUGCAUAGUGAACAUUGUGGAGCUGAAGUGAGGGAACUUCGAUUUCUGAGAAACCACUAGUUUUAAGGGUUUUGAAGGAAGAGUUGGAGGAGGAGAGGAAGAGAAUAAAUUCACAGUUAAUGAGUUUCCAGUAUUUUCUGUCGCAUUUUACGUUGUAAUGGAAAAGACUGGGAACUGAACUCACAUGCAGUUUGUCAAAUCACUUUUUCCCUAGAAUUCAGGAUUGAUGAGAUUAACGGGGUGUUAAAGGUAAACUGAGGCACAUAAUUAACAUGGACAGAACUGUAGACCUGAGUGUUGAGAGUUGGGAAAUUUCAGUGAGUUGGGAAGACUGGAAGCACCUGUUCUUCAGAGUGCAGGUCCUCAUAUUCAGUGGGUUUAAGGUGCUGAAACUUUUUUUUUUUUUUUGAGAUGGGGUCUUGCACUGUUGCCCAGACUAGAGUGCAGUGGUGUAAUCACCACUCACUGUAGCUUCGAAUCCUGGGCUGUCAGCCUAUCCUCCCACAUCAGCCUCCUGACUAGCUGGACUGCAGGCCUGGGCCAAAACUCCUGGCUUGAAACUUCUUGUAACCAGAUUGGAGGAGGAGGGCAUGUUCAUUUUCGUGACGUUUCCUUUCCCUUAAACAUCCAGUGAAAUCUGACCUUUGACCAUCACUUUGCUUAAAAGAAGCUACUGGAUUUAAAGUCUAGGAGAAUGUCCUAGACAAGCCCAUAGUAUGUUCCUGUAUGUUCCCCACCCAGAGACCUGCGUUAUGAAGUGUUUGGUGUGCUUCUUCCAGCCCCACUGUUCUUUCUAAAGUGUUUUAUUUUACAUACGCUGUCCUGGCUUCUGGGCUAUGACCUUUGCCUUUUUUGCCCUUUAGUUCCUUUGCCCUUUACCUACUGCAGUGCAGCUGCCUGUCCUUGGGUUGACUACAAAGAAGUCACCUUUGAACAACUUAGAAAUUGUGACUUUUGGGGAAGGCAGGGCAGAGCCUUGGGGCUGAGAUGGGGGAGGAGCCAGCUCUGCCCUGGGAGAGAUACAAAGCGCCUGCCUGGGUGAGGCAGUGCACGGGUGGGCUUGCUUCACCUCUUUGGCCCCAGCUUCAAAACCAGCCAGUCCUCCCUGGCUUUGGCUUUAAUUCACAUUUACAAGCUUGAAAACCAGUUAAUCCCAUUAGCUCAGCUUCUAAAGCUGAAAAUCGUCCCCUAAAUGGGUCACCUGUUGUCAUCAAUAGCUUUAUUAGCUAUGGAAUAAUAUAGUUUUGUUCUCUAACUGUAGGAUCCUUCUUUUGCUCUUAAAAUAGCUCAGUAAGUUGGGUCUCAUAAAUACAUACAGCAAGCAUAUACCAGAUACUAAAAUACAAAAACAUUGCUGAUCUUGCUUUUCAGUACUAAAAGCAGAAAAUCGGGAAUUUACUAAAUUGAGAAGUCAGUCAUUACCUUUCGAUGGGUUUGGACUCUUGCAAGGCAGUGAUUGUAAACGAGAGUGAUCUUUUGUUGUUUUUCAAUGAACUUUAUUCUCUAAUUUUUAGUAAAGCACACUAGGAAAUAAUGCUUCAGAAUUCUGUUUUCGAGUAGUUUCCUGACUAAAAUAAAAAUUCACUAAAAAAAACCUCUGCUGUCACCAUUUCCUUUUUUCUUAAGAUAACUAGGAAAUGAAUCAUUAAGAGUUUGCUCCGUGGCAAUGGAUCGGGAAGCUGACCCUGCUCUCUGUGGGGCUGGAGCCUUGCUAAUGUCCCAGGAUUUCACUUCACAGAGACAAGCAUCAGAGGCUUGCUUCAUUUAUAGAUCCUACUUCUUUUCUACACCACAGCCAACUCAAAAUGGUGACAGAAUCUAAGACGAGGCUAGAAGUCACCACGGAGCAGUUGGAAGCUCUGCUUCCGGUUCUGGGGGCAGUGUUCCUGGCGUUGUGUCCUUUGGCCCCACCUCAGUUUGUCCGUUUAGCUCCUCAGCUGAGAAUGAGAUGUGUAUCAUAUAGGAGUUUCCUGGGCCACUCACAGCCCCAAGCUGGAGAGUGCCAGCCUAAUGUGUCAGGAGUAGGGGGUGAGGCCAGAGGGCUGUGUGCCAACUCCUCCCUAAGAAGCCUCCUGGGAAAGCCCUCCCAGGCACUUCCCAGGUCUCACUGGCCGCCUGAGGCUGCAGGGGAGGAUGGUCAGGCCGCCUCUUGGCUGGCACUGCUUCCCGGCGUGCCGCCAGCCUUUCUCAUGGGGAGGGGAAUGAUGGCAUGCCUGGGGGGCAGCAGGGCCCCAGGGCUGCCUAGGGCUCUCACUGUGUCCUCCUGGUUCUGAGAUGCCACCUUUGUGAUCCACUGUAGAGGGAUUUAUUCUAUUAUGAUCAAUGCAUAGAAAUUUCUUCGAUUUGGAGACUGAACACUAGUGAGCAGAACUGAAAUUGAGCUUUAAAAGAUAUUGAUGACGGGUCUGUGGAUAGGAGACUUUAGUGUGGUUUUUAUGCAGACGUCCUGCCAGCUGUAAAUUCCCUGGAGGUUUGGUAUGUGAGAACAUAAGACUAAACUUAUUUCUAUUUUGUUGAGGAGAAAUGAUUAAAACUUUUCAUUGAUGUACUUCUGUGGCAGACUUUUUGGAGAAUUGAACCAGCGGGCAUAUUCAGUAUUUGAAGUCAUAGAUGAGUAAAGGAGGUAUGUUGUAGUUUGCGCUGGCGGCGUGGCCUGUGGUCGGCAGGGCUUAUCUGUGAAGGUAUGUGCACAGCUUCCUAAGGCAGUGAAAAGUCCUGGCAGUGUUAGUAUUGAAUGAGAUAAUCCAAAAAAUGUAAAAAUGUUUACAUUUUUAAAGGGAUAGUUGGCGAUUUAAAUGGUUUCUGCUAACAAAUCAAAUUAUUCAUUGCAGAGGUAAAAUAUUUUCAGAAUGUUAAUUUUAGAUGUCGUAGAGAGUGUACAUCAGCAAUGACAAGGUCAGCAAAAUAUCUUAGCAAAACUUGAUUGAUUGAUUCCAUGCACAGGCAAGCGCUGUUCUGGGCACCGGAGACGGAGCAGUGCGCUGUUGCGUCCAUCCACAGAUGGCCUCCAGAGUCAUGCGGUUGCAGGGAGGCCGAAGGGCCAGGGAGGCCGCUGGGUGGGCACGGCUGGGCGGUGCCCUCACGUGGGUUUUGUUGGGCUACUCUUACUGUGCACUUUUUCUCAGUUUGGUCAGUGUUCCGCCUUGCUGCCUGGCCCCCAACCCUCGCCCUCUGAGGGCCUCACAAAGAGCCAAGCAGAAGGCAGGCUGGGGGCUUUUCAGGCCAGCCCAGAGGAUGUAAUGAUGAUGGUUGGCACUGUCCCACGGCCGCCACCAGUCUCACACUGCCUCGUGGGCAGUCCUGGAGUCGUGCGGCACCUUGCUGGUCCCUGCUCUCCUUGAAGAAGGGCCAGUGGGGCACUUCGCCAGAGCCUUCUUGUCUGACUCCGUCAUCCAAGAGGCAUGGAUGGCCGGGCCCCCGGCAGUUUCCAUUCUAUUCUGAGAAGGCAAAACAAAAUUAUUCCUGUCUCUUAUUAUCUAAUAUUUGUUACAGCAGUUGCUCACUUUUAGGUGCAUUUUAUUACAGAUUUCAGACAGGUGUGGUUAUUAGUGCAGCUUACUGUUUGGACACAAUGCCAAGGUCAGGAGGACAGUGUUCCCCUGAGCACCACUUCUGCUAGGAGCAUGGGCAGGCCAUGCCUCGCCAUUAAUCUCUCCUGAUUUAGGGGAGGAAUACCAGGCCACCCCCUCUUCUCCCUGUGCAAGGGAACAGACAUUUGACAAAAACGGAUGCCAUGUUACGCUGAUUUUGUGUGUCUAAGGCAGACUGCAGCAGGUGUUAUCUCCGUGCUCUUCCUUUCCUGGAGUGUUGAGCAUCUCUUGAUAGUAGGGGAUGCCCCUGAGGGUGGUGAAUGUGGCUGCACAGGUCCUGAAAGCUAUUUGAUGUUGCCGUUACUUCAGGUAGAACUUAAAGUUGACAGUACAUUCUACUCUGCAGGUGGAAAUGUGGAGUGCCAUUUUGACAAAUUGGAAUGCCCUGUUUACAAUAUGCUUUAAUGAGUUAAAUCUGGGGGAUGUGGAUAGAAUUUUAGUAUCCUAGCUUUGGCAUUCUUCCAUGACUUUGGGCCAAUUAUUUAAUAAUUCCAAGCCUGCAUCUUUGUUAGAAUCUCUAAAUUUCUCUACUCCUGUUAUUAUCCUCAGAACAGGACUGUGAGGUGCAGUAGGCCACAUGGUGUAGUGGUUUAGGUGGACAGACUUGCCAGUGCUGUUCUCAUGGAUAGCCUAGGACUGUCCCUAGCUCUCUGCAGUGACAGUGAUAGUGACUGGUGAAGGUGAAGGGAUCCACCCAGACGUUCUUCCUGAUGGAGAGAGGCUGGCCUGUGGCUCUUCCCUGGGGUGGAUGUUAACCUGCUAACGUGACAUAUCUAGUCCUGCUUACAUUACUAAGUGGUAGGAAAUUUUAGGUAACACCUCAGACUUUAAAGUGGCCUACUGAGCUGGUAGAAAAGUGUGUAGUUGGUGCUCAGUAAUUGUUGAAAAGAUAGAAGCUUUACUUCAAAGCUCUUGUAGUUUGAUCAGUUUGGAAAAAAUAUUUUAAUGUUGGGCUCUGUUAACAGCUGGACUGGUGGCUGUCUGAAUUGGGACCAUGCUUGGGGUGAGGUUUUUUCUUACUUUUUUUUUUUUUUUUGGUGAGACAGAGUCUUGCUCUGUCGCCCAGGCUGGAGUACAGUGGUGCAAUCUCGGCCCACUGCAGCCUCUGCCUCCUGGGUUCAAGCGAUUCUCCUGCCUCAGUUUUCUGAGUAGCUGGGACUACAAGCAUGUGCCACCACGCCUGGCUAAUUUUUUUCUAUUUUUAGCAGAGAUGGGGUUUCACCAUUUUAGUCAGGAUGGUCUUGAUCUCCUGAACUUGUGAUCCAUCCACCUCAGCCUCCCAAAGUGCUGGGAUUACAGGCGUGAGCCACCGCAUCUGGCCACAUAUUUUUUUAAAUUAAAUGUGAUACAUAAAAUUAGGCUGCAGGCAUGGCCUGAUUUGCAGGUGCUUCAUGAGCAAGCGUGCACAGCAUUUAUUUGCUGCUCCUGGAGUCUCUCGUGUGUGCUUGUAGCCUAGCCUUAAGCCCUCUGUGGACGGCUUGGAAUGCGUACUCCAAAUGACUCUUUUGGCGGGGUGGGAAGUGGCAAUACUUUAGGUGACUGACAGUUGAAAUUAACCUUACACAAGAGCCAAACUGUAGGCUGAUGCAGGGCCACUCACCUUUGUACUCACCCCUGGCAGGUCCUGUAAGAGGUGCUACUUGCUUCCACUUUGCCAGCUGUUCGUUGGCCCUGUUUUGUCUUCUGCUGUUUGCCUUAUUUAUGAAACAGAAUGGAAACAGGCGAGUUUGAUUUGUUAUAAUUCCUAGGAGUCAUAGAAUGGAAGCAGGUGAGUUUGAUUUGUUAUAAUUCCUAGGAUUGGAUAAUUUGCCUUCCCCUCUCUCCAUCUUUAAUUAAUCCCUUAAAGGAAAAGAGGACGACAGCACUUUUCCUGCAGUCAUCUGUGUAGGCCUCAGCCUUAACUCAUGACAUAGGCUGGUGCCACUGGCCACAGGGCUGACCUCAGCUCUUGGAGCCCAUGGGGUGACAGGAGAUCAGCACCUUUGAGGUGGCGGCGUGAGGCGUCUUCCAGGCCUUGCUCAUGGUGCUUGAAAACACUGCUUUAGAGCUUUGUUAAGAGAGAGAGGCCCUACUUACUCCUGUCCCACAGGCAUUUGGGUGUUGACCUCCUUGUUGGCCUCUUAAGGAGAGAAUACUUGAGUAUUGAAUUCGAUCAGCUUUUCUGCCUCCAGGGACCCUGUUUCUCUCUGCUGAGACUGUGGCGGAUGAAACCAGGAUUUAGUGGAUGGUCACCAGGUAGCUUGGGCAGACCUGGGCCGCGGGGCCCCUGAGGACUCAUACGUCUUUUUCCUGUUCACAUGUUCCUUCCCCACACCUUGGCCCAUUCUCAGUCCCUCCCAUGCUCCUUAGCGUGAGGCACUCAGGGAGGUGCCCAUGGGGCCUUGGGGCCUGUGCUGGAGCUGGUUCCCAGCCUCAGAAGUGUGCCUAACUGUGCCACAUUCAUUGGAAAGCUGCUUUCACACUUCCUGGAUGGAAUUCUCUCAUUUUUUCAAUAUAAAGUCACUGAGAUGAUUUUUUUGGAGAAGUCUUUAAAGGCCAGUUAUACAUUUAUUGAUACUUGGUAUUGACAAAGUUCAGUUGUUUAGUGUUGCUAAGUCAUACUGUGUAAGUUUGUUGAGCACAGAGUUUUCAUUUUAUACUUUCAGAGGAGAAAUGAAACUGAAUUUCGUGGCCAGAAAUAUGUUUGAGCGUCAUCCUGAUAAGCAGCUAUGAGAAGAGAGGUGGUGAAACGGAUCGAAACUGUGGUGAAAGACCUUUGGCCGACGGCUGAUGUACAGAUAUUUGGCAGCUUUAGUACAGGUCUUUAUCUUCCAACUAGCGACAUAGACCUGGUGGUCUUCGGGAAAUGGGAGCGUCCUCCUUUACAGCUGCUGGAGCAAGCCCUGCGGAAGCACAACGUGGCUGAGCCGUGUUCCAUCAAAGUCCUUGACAAGGCUACGGUACCAAUAAUAAAGCUCACAGAUCAGGAGACUGAAGUGAAAGUUGACAUCAGCUUUAACAUGGAGACGGGCGUCCGGGCAGCGGAGUUCAUCAAGAAUUACAUGAAGAAAUAUUCAUUGCUGCCUUACUUGAUUUUAGUAUUGAAACAGUUCCUUCUGCAGAGGGACCUGAAUGAAGUUUUUACAGGUGGAAUUAGCUCAUACAGCCUAAUUUUAAUGGCCAUUAGCUUUCUACAGUUGCAUCCAAGAAUUGAUGCCCGGAGAGCUGAUGAAAACCUUGGAAUGCUUCUUGUAGAAUUUUUUGAACUCUAUGGGAGAAAUUUUAAUUACUUGAAAACCGGUAUUAGAAUCAAAGAAGGAGGUGCCUAUAUCGCCAAAGAGGAGAUCAUGAAAGCCAUGACCAGCGGGUACAGACCGUCGAUGCUGUGCAUUGAGGACCCCCUGCUGCCAGGGAAUGACGUUGGCCGGAGCUCCUAUGGCGCCAUGCAGGUGAAGCAGGUCUUCGAUUAUGCCUACAUAGUGCUCAGCCAUGCUGUGUCACCGCUGGCCAGGUCCUAUCCAAACAGAGACGCCGAAAGUACUUUAGGAAGAAUCAUCAAAGUAACUCAGGAGGUGAUUGACUACCGGAGGUGGAUCAAAGAGAAGUGGGGCAGCAAAGCCCACCCGUCGCCAGGCAUGGACAGCAGGAUCAAGAUCAAAGAGCGAAUAGCCACAUGCAAUGGGGAGCAGACGCAGAACCGAGAGCCCGAGUCUCCCUAUGGCCAGCGCUUGACUUUGUCGCUGUCCAGCCCCCAGCUCCUGUCUUCAGGCUCCUCGGCCUCUUCUGUGUCUUCACUUUCUGGGAGUGACGUUGAUUCAGACACACCGCCCUGCACAACGCCCAGUGUUUACCAGUUCAGUCUGCAAGCGCCAGCUCCUCUCAUGGCCGGCUUACCCACCGCCUUGCCAAUGCCCAGUGGCAAACCUCAGCCCACCACUUCCAGAACACUGAUCAUGACAACCAACAAUCAGACCAGGUUUACUAUACCUCCACCGACCCUAGGGGUUGCUCCUGUUCCUUGCAGACAAGCUGGUGUAGAAGGAACUGCGUCUUUGAAAGCCGUCCACCACAUGUCUUCCCCGGCCAUUCCCUCAGCGUCCCCCAACCCGCUCUCGAGCCCUCAUCUGUAUCAUAAGCAGCACAACGGCAUGAAACUGUCCAUGAAGGGCUCUCACGGCCACACCCAAGGCGGCGGCUACAGCUCUGUGGGUAGCGGAGGUGUGCGGCCCCCUGUGGGCAACAGGGGACACCACCAGUAUAACCGCACCGGCUGGAGGAGGAAAAAACACACACACACACGGGACAGUCUGCCCGUGAGCCUCAGCAGAUAAUGGCUCCUGGCUGCGUCAGCCUCCCCCACCCCUCUGCAGACUGCCCCGCGGCCUCGGCCACCGGCAGGGGAACCGAGACCAGCACCCCGCACGUCAGCCGGGCUCGCGGCACGCCCGCCGCUGAUCACUCUGCAUGUUUCUUCGUGUGGUGGUCGCGUCCAUCUUCAAGAACAGCUCGUUGUGCUCAUCUGUGAAGCCUUAUUAAACGUGGACGUUGUUUUCUGCCUUCCCAGGAUUCUUCCUUCAGUGCUGAGGCAGGUCGGGCUCAGGAACUGCAGGGACGUGAACAUGCGCUUGCGGUUUGAGGUAGCCGUGUCUGUUCCUUCGCGGUUUGCUAUUUUCAUUUCCUGUUCGUCAAAGCAGCAGAGGAGAUCAAACCCCGUUCGUGUGUCUUUCCUCCACGGAUAAGCUUGGGAGGUCAUUGUUUUACUGCCCUCACAUUUUGUUUGAAAUUUCAGAACUGUUUUUCUAUGUAAAUAUUGAAAACUUAUGAUUUGUGCAAUAACUCAGAUAUUUUUUAUUUAAUUUCCUAUUUUCACAUAAGUUAUAUUUAAGGGAGGAGGGAAUUUUUUUUAAACAAGCUUAGGUCCUUUCCCGAGCUGCAUUUUCUAAGUUGGGUCAUCGUGUCGGCUGGUUGUCUGACGAGCAUCGUUACAAACACCAUGAUGAGGGGUUUGGGGUUUUAUUUUGAUGUCUUUUCUUUUGGUCGGAAGUGAGUGAAGGAGCCAGGUCGCCCUGAAGGUUUUCCAAAGGGCUUGGCUCCAGAGCCACCUGGCAGACUGCCCGUGGCCCUGCUGUCGGGCCCCAGGCCGUUGUCCUGCUCUGACCACAGAGUUUUAAUGUUUUGGUUUUCACUUCUUUUAAACUGGACAACAAAUCCAGCAUUUCAAGUGCCAGAAGUAUAACUUUCUAAGGAGAGAAGGGUUGUCACAUUAUAAAAUCUUUAGGAAAAUGUGAACUGGAAAACGCUUCGGUCAGUUUUAGUGACAUAGCCUGUGAUGAUGGGUCUGGUGACUAUUAUUGCGGACCGUGGUACCCAGUUUUAGGAAUGUGGAGAAAGGAAUUCUGUUGAUUCCGUUGAGGAAUCUGUAGCGUAUGCAUUCGUUCUGUUAAGAGCAAAUCUAGGAGAAGUGCUUCAGCUGCCCAGUGCGCCGUGGGGAGUGUUUUAACGGAUCGUGUCGCAGGAGAGCACAGCCCAGCGUUGGGGCCGGGACCGCUGGCGCCCGACGUCGGAAGCAUACAGGUAUACUAUGCAAGUGUAUUCUGCCACAACAACCACUGUCUUUGUUACCUUUUUUUGAACAAGAAUAUAUCCAUCCUGCCUAACCCUGAGUUUUUGGAGCACCACAGUUGUCCUGGGAGUUGGUUGCAUCUUGUAGGCCAUCUGACUUCCUGUUUUUAAAACGGGGGUCUGGUCUUGCUAAACACUACAGGUAGGUUGGUCUUUGAAGUCCACUAGUGGAGAAUGUCAAGACAAGAUACUUAUUACCAUGACAUCUGAUGCAUGUGCAGCAGUGGGGAGUUCUAGAUUGAUCUCUGAAUGUGAUCGACGCCCAGCAAGGACAAGCUUUAAAAUGUCUGCGGUCUGCCCUUUUGAAGCAGGACUGGCUCACUCUGUCAUUGGGAGCUGUCAGCUGCGACUGCAGGUUCUCUAGGAGGCAUUCCAGAAUAGAGUAGCACACUGUGUCUGCAGUUCUCGAUGACCGAAAGUUAUCAAAAAUAUUUAAAAUAUUUAAAUUGUGAACCUAUUGAUAAAGAAUAUUUAUAAAAACUGAUCUGUAGGCCUGUACUAAUCUCUACGCAUUAGCAAUAUUGACUGUAAACCCACAUUAAGGAAACCACUACGGGUCUGGCAGUGCGUGUCCCGUGGGGUGUGCAUUUUAAAACUCGAUUCAUAGACACAGGUACCAUGUUCCAUUUCCGUCAUGGUGAAGCAAAUGAAUUGGCCUGGCUACCACUGUGGUCGCGUGCUACAGGUUUGACAAAAAGAUAUCAUGUUUCGAUUUUUUUGUGUGUGGACAACAAUAUGGAAGCUAAAAUUGACAUAUUUUUAUGUAAAGUUUUUCUAUUCUUUGAUUUUUAAUAAACUUUGGAAACCA